Drosophila pseudoobscura is the source of this 12887-nucleotide messenger RNA. It is a transcript of the gene skd, whose product is annotated as mediator complex subunit skuld. The transcript has 14 exons. Gene Ontology annotation, molecular function: transcription coactivator activity. Gene Ontology annotation, cellular component: mediator complex. NCBI's taxonomy places the organism in Eukaryota, Metazoa, Arthropoda, Insecta, Diptera, Drosophilidae. Gene Ontology annotation, biological process: positive regulation of transcription by RNA polymerase II. Bases 1082 to 9508 code for a protein of 2808 amino acids. The record is from RefSeq and is a predicted model, not a curated record.
UUUCAUAUAGGGUACACCUAGGACCCAAUCGAUCUGGUUGCAUCCCCAACCAGCAUUCGAUAGUGUCGUCAGAGAGAGAGGCGAUGCGAUGCAAGAUAGAGAGAGCCGCGCAUUUAAUAAACAGACGCCGCCAUGCAAAACACAUACUAGUGCAAUAAAACUUGUUUGGACGCUCUCUCUCCCUCUCUGUGGUCUUUGCAAAAAGAGCAAAAGCCGCUAUUCUCUGUUGCUCUGUCCGAGCGUGUGUGUGUGUGUGUGAGAGUGUUUGACAAAUCUUCUUUAGCUGCUGCUGCUGCUGCUUCUCGCUACUCGCUGCUCACACAACUACUUCGAAGCAGUGGCAACAGCAAGCAGAGCCAGCGACAGAGGCACAGCUAGGCGAGCAAAAUUUCCAUUGUGUGUGGCAGAGUAGAAGCAGCAGCCCCGCGCAGCCAUCAGCAGCAGCAGCCAACGGAACACGGUUGGUCUCGGGUCGGCCCGCAGUCGGUCUACAAUUUUCUGACUCGUCAUUUGUGUUGUGUGUUGUGCGAAACGCCAGCAAAAGGCGAUUGCAAAGAGAGAGAUGUGUGGUGUGGUGCACAUAUACGUUAAACGUUGAGUAAUAAUAUUAAAAAUAAUAAAUGUGCUGCAGUGUGUGUGUGUCAUUGCCAAAGCAACAACGUUAACGUUUAAAUAAAUAAUUGUGAAAGAAAAGCAGAGAACGAGAGGAAAAUAUAACUGAAUAUUUAACCAAAAAAGCAACAAAUACAAAAUACAAAAACGAAUCAACAGCAAUAACAACAUCAUAGAGGAGGAGGAGAAGGAGUGAAGUAGAAGAAGAAGAAGCAGUAAACCGUUCACUUUGUGUAUCUCUGUGCGUCCCUGUCUCUCUUACUGUUCGUCUGCCUGCAGUGCCUCUAUGUGUAGUUGUGUAUGUGUGCAUAUUCUGUCGCAGCAGAAUCAAUAAAAAAGUAAAAAGUAUACAAAUUCAAAACGCAAAUGUGCAAAAUACCAGAGAGACAGUAGUAAUCCAUUACAAAAUAAAACACACAUUUGAGAAAAUGAGGUGCUGCUGCCGUGGAAACAAGAAAAGCCAAGAACUAUGACGCAUCAAAACCAUCAGACAAACGGCGCUAGUUUGGAGGAUUGCCAUACAAACUUUUAUGCCCUGACUGAUUUAUGUGGAAUAAAAUGGCGGAAGUUCGUCAAUGGGGAACGGCCGAAUGCGUCGAGCGAUCCGUUGGCCGAUCCCAUACUGCGCUCCUACUCGCGAUGCAUCCAGGCGGACAUGCUCUGUGUGUGGCGCCGGGUGCAGUCCCACAAGCCGGACAACACCGAUCCGAAUGCCUUAACCUUUGAGAUUACCACAUCGACCAAGGUCCACCCGCCCCUAUCGCUGGCCGCCGCUAAGGAGCUGUGGAUAUUCUGGUACGGGGAGGAGCCCGAUCUCAGUGACCUGGUCGACGCCGAAUUGCUGAGAGUAGCGGCCAAUCAAGCGCUUUGGAAUGGCACCUGGAAGGGCGCGCUCACGUACGAGUGCCGCUCGCUGCUCUUCAAGGCGCUGCACAAUCUGAUGGAAAGAUUCGUGCUCACCAAGGACAUUGUGCGCUUCGGCAAAUGGUUCGUGCAGCCCUGCACGUCGAGCGAUCGUCUCUUUGGACGCAGCUCCCAGCAUCUGUCCUUCUCCUUCACGUUCUUCGUGCACGGCGACACGGUGUGCGCCUCCAUCGACCUGCGCGAGCACCCCGCCGUGCGGCCCCUGACCAAGGAGCAUCUGGCCGAGGCGGCAGCAGCGUUUGCCGCAGCCAGCUCCAGCGGCCAGUCGGGCCUGGGAUCGGGAUCGGGAUCGGGAGCAGGAUCCAGCUCGGGAGCGGGACCGGGCCAGAGCCAGACACCGGAUUCGAACGGAACCAGCGGAACGGAACCAAAUGAGGGGGCCGAGGCGAAGGCCGCGCCGCCAGCGCAUGCGCGCAAGGUAAUGCUGGCCCCCUUCGGCAUUGCGGCCAUCCUCACGGGCAAUAGCUACAGGGCCAACGACCCCGUGGCCGAGAAGAUCCUCGAGGACUGGGCCUCGUUCUUCCCGCUGUGCAAUAAGGACAACACGGACGUGCCCCCCGUCGUGGAGGUGGUGUCGGGUGGCCAUAAGAUGUACCAUCCUACGAAUUAUGUACUAGUCACGGAUCUGGACGACAUGGAGCACCUGGAAUUCGCGGAGCUGCAGAGGGCCAGUGCGGGUGUGGGGUCCGGGGCUGAGGCAGCUGCCCUCUCCUCGGCCUCCUGUCCUCCAGCUGCGUCUGCUUCUGCUUCUGCGGCCACGCCACCCGGUGCCUCCCAGGCCAAGGAUGGCGGCGCCUCGCGGAAGGCUGUGCCCCAGGCCGUCAGCGCUCUGGAGCGCCUCUCCUUCCAGCCCUACUACGACCAACGCCCGACCUCGGGCUUCUCCUUCAACACCCACAAUACUCAUAUACCUGCCGCGGCGGCCGUCGAGAUGCCGGAGCGUGCGUGGCAGGACUGCGUCAUGAAUACCCUUCAUGUGGAGGCGGCGGCGGCAGCAGCAGCAGCAGCGGCGGCGGCGGCAGCGGCGUCGGCGGCGGCAUCAGGAUCCGCAGCGUCUGCGACGUCAGGCGUUCCGGAUGAGGACGAGCAGAACAAGCCUCCGGCGGACUCCAAGCAGCUGGUGCAGCAGCAGAUCCAGCAGCAGCAGCAGCAACAGCAGCAGCAGCAGCGCCAGAAGCUGUGGAACUUUGUGGAUCCCAUGCAGAAGGCGCCCUGUAUAUGCACCAACGCCCAAUGCAGCAGCAGCAAGCGUCAGCAGCAGCAGCAGCAACAGUUUCUCUCUCAGCAGCCGCUGGGCUCUCCGUCACUGCGGGCUGCCGCAGGAACUGUCGGUGGCAGCAGCUCCAAGUCGUCCUUCCAGCAUCAUUACCAACAGCAGCGUCCCGGAACACCAGCCGCCGCAGCAGCAGCAGCGGCAGCCGCCUUGGCAGCAGCAGCGGCAGCAACGCAUCAUUCCAACAACAACAAUACCACCACCACAACCACCUCUUCUUCUUCUGCUUCCACCACCAACACCACCAACACUUUAAACUCGAAUUUGAAUUUGAAUUUGAAUUUGAAUUCGAACUCGAACUCGAACUCGAACUCUUCCUCUGCCCCAAGGCGCCACAAUGUGCCGUUCCACAAGCGUUUACUCAAUACGCUGACGCAGUCGUCGUCGUCCUCGGCCGUCGUCGCCGCCAGGUACAAGGCGGCAACAGACACCAAUACACCAAAAGCAAGACACCUGUGCAGCACGCCGCACGGCACUCCGCAUGGCGGCGCCUCCACGUACUCACGCAACUCCCUGGGCGGCGACUCGUCGCUGCCGGUGGCCUCCGUGGGAUCGCCCGCCACGCCGGCGCCCUCGCCCCAUCCGAACUCGGCGCACUCGCAGCCCACGUCCGUGCCGCCCGCAGAGCAACUUCUCAACAUGAGCCCCCAUGCGCCCACGUCCGUUUCGAAUCUGCAGCAGCCGCCGACGCCCAUCGACCACCUGCUGGACAAGAACACGCCCGCGCCGACGCCCACGGACCAGCACGACAACAAGAGCAUCACCGCCUCGCCGUAUGUCCACCAGACGCCCAGCGUGGAGCCGCCCUCCUACACGGACCAUGCGGCAGGCGGUGGGGCGUCGCAGUCCCUCACCGGGCCCGGCAGCGUGCCGCCCCAGCAGCAGCAGCAGCAGCCACCGACGCCCACGGCGGGCGGCACUCUGACGACGAGCGGGGCCAACGCAUCCGCCGCAGGAGCCGCCUCGGGGACGGCCGGAACACCGGGUGGAGCGGCCUCCACGACGACGACGACGACGGCGCAGUGCGGCACCAUCAGCGUGAAGAAGCUGGAGAUGCAGCAACAGACGCCGGCCGCCCAUCAGAUACCAAUCAAGCCAGAGCCCGGCACGGUGCGGGGGACCACGGUGACGUCCACCACGGACGCCAUCAACAACCUGCUGAGCCUGUACAAGCCGCCGAAGCUGAAGCUCAAGGACCCGGACAGCUUCUACGACGACGAGUGGCUCAAGGAGGUCAUCUACGACUUUCAAUUCCAGGAGAACUGGGACUACCUAACCGUGAAGCGGCCAAAGAUGGAGGAGGCGUCCAAGCAGAAGAGGACGCGGUACGCCAAGAACCUCUACGAGGGCCACACGCACGUCAAACCGCUCAUGCCCUCGCCCGGAGCGGUCUACGGCUCGCAGCUGCUCUCCCUGGACGUCCAGGCAGCGGCCAGCGGAGGCGCAGGCGGUGGAGGGGCAGCGGGAAGCAGUUCUAGCGGUGGCCUCGUGGGCAUCGUGAACAGCACGGCCAACGGCAGCGAUGCGGAGGCCGAGGGCAGCAGCUUCUUCCACGGACUGGACAUCAAAACAGAGCCGGGACUCCACUCGCCGUCGUGCAAGGAGACAAAGUCAUCGUCGGGCGGCACCACAGGCGCCAGCAGCGGCGGCGGAGGGAAUCUCUUCACCGCCGAGGGCCUCAAUCCCUCGCUGAACGACCUGGAGCAGCUGUUCGAGACGAGCUCCAACGACGAGUGCAGCAGCGUGCAGAUCCACACGCCGCCCGACUCCAACAAUCCCUCGAACGGCGGCUGCAGCGCCGUGACCAACACCAUCGACGAGCUCAAGCGGAGCACAGCGGUGGCCAGUGCUGUGGUGGCAGCCGCAGCGGCGGCCGCGGCUGUGGCCAGCUCUGGGGCUGGGAACAUCCAGGCGGAGGAUCUCACCAAGAUGUUUCCCACGCCGCCCUCCCACGAGCAGCAGCACCCGAACUCCAGUCCCUGCCAGACGGACGUGGUGAUGACGGAUCUCAGUGUGGACACCAGCAGUAUUAUGGCAGUGGCUCCCCCCAUUCAGGUGCCGGCGGCGGUCAUUGCGGCCGCUGCCGCUGCCGCAUCCGCCUCUGCCUCUGUGACGACGGUGUCCGCCGUGGUGGCCCUGGGCACGCAAUCGAGCCUGAAGCUGCUCAAGCAGGAGUACAACGUGGAGCUGGGCAGCCCCCUGGAGGAGCCCAUCGACGACUGGAACUACGUGUACCGGCCGCCGCAGCAGGAGAAGUUCGUGGGCUCCUCGCGCUACGCCCCGCUCACGAACCUGCCCAGCCAGACGCUGCCGAGCAUCAGCAUGCCCACGAACUGCUACUACAAGCCCACGUGGAGCACCCACAAGUCGCGGGCGGCCACCAUGGCGAAGGUAGCCGCCGCCCAGCAGCAGAAGCACCAGAAGCACCAGGCCCUCCAGCAGUGCAUCCAGCUGCACCAGCAGAAGCUCCAGCAGCUGCAGCAUCAGCACCAGCAGCAGCAGCAGGCGGCGGCGGCCAGUCAUGCGCACCAGAGGCACCAGCAGCUGCACGAACUGCUGUCGGCGGCGCCCAGGACCCCGCAAACGGCCAUGCCCUCGCCCUCCACCGUGCCCCAGCCGCUGAGCAGCGGCGGCAGCCAAUUGCUGCUGAAUCAGCUGAACUGCCCCCAGGCGCCGCCCGGCAGCUCCAUGCAACAGCUGAUGCAGCGGGCGGGCAUGUCGCCCAUCUCCCCGGGACCCGGCGGCGUCGGGGUGCCCUUCCCCCGCAACAGUCCCAUGCUGCGGCAGACGCCCACCCAUCCGCCGCCCCCGUAUCCGUACGACCUGGGCGUGGCUAGUCCGGCGACAUCCACCUCCUCGUACUUGAACCGGCAGCUCCACUCGCAGGAGGCGCAGCCGCAUCCGCACACGCCGCAGAGCAUGCACCACAUACAGUCGGGCAUGCACGGCCUUGGAUCGGGGCCAGGAGGAUCGGGCCACCACCACCUGGGCAACAUGAUGCCCUACACUGGCGAUGCGGGCAUUGCCAGUGGGCCAGCAUCGGCGGUGGCGGUGCCCUCCGGGCUGCUGCAGGAGCUGCCCGAGGUCAACUCGGUGCUGGUCAACAUCCUGCUGUACGACACGGCGCUGAACGUGUUCCGCGACCACAACUUCGACAGCAGCAGCGUGUGCGUGUGCAAUGCGGACACCCAGAAGAUCGGGAACAUACGCGGAGCCGACUCCGGGGUGUACGUCCCGCUGCCGGGCGUCAGCUUCAAUCCGUUCCCCGCACAUUCCGCCAAUGCGGCGGCCACGGCCGGCCAGAGGCUGCUCAACGGGCCCAGCUCCUCGUCCUCAUCGGCCGCCUCGUUUGGCGGCGGCCUGAGGAUGAUCAGUGCCUUUGGAGGGUCGCCCGCCUCCUCGUCGAUGCCCGGAGCUGGCUCCGGACACGGCCACGGGCCCAAUGGCGGCUCCAACUCCUCCUCCUGCACGCCGCCGAGCAGCAAUCCGCACAUCACCGGCUACGUGGACGACGAUCCCGUCGAGUGCACCUGCGGCUUCAGUGCCGUCGUCAAUCGCAGGCUCUCGCACCGCGCAGGACUCUUCUACGAGGACGAGGUGGAGAUCACGGGCAAAGCCGACGAUCCGGGCCGGAAUAAGCAGCCCUCGCUGCUCAGCCUCAUCCAGAGCCUGUGCCGCAAGAACCAGGCCAAGGCGGCGUCCGGGCCCGGCGGCGACACCAGCAGCUCUUCCGCUCUGGAGAAGGUCACGGGAGCAGCGGCCAGCGCCGGGCAGCUGGAGCAUCUCGCCCAUGCCAUCUUCGACCUGCUGCUGGACCAGUGCUCCAUCAUCCAGACAUCCAGCAGCUCCGUGCACCGCGCCCUGCAGUCCCACCGCCGACGCAUGUCCCGGCAGCGACGCCUCUUCGGCACUGGCGGCGCCCCGGCCGCCUCGAUGGCCUCCAUCGCCAAUGUCCUCGAGUUCAUGGAUGCCCACGAUGUGAUCAGCCUGGCGCUGGAGCAGGCCCGCAUGGCCUUCGAGCACCAGCGCAUGGACAACAUGCUGGAGUUCCACGGAAACUCGAGCCAGCAGCUCACCGCCUUCCACGCCCAUCCGCCCGCUCUGCGCCAGAAGCUGUCGAUCCUCGGCAGCGGCUGCCUCACGGUCCACAAGUGGCCGUACCUGCCCGUGGGCUUCACGCGCAGCAACAAGGAGAUCGUGCGCACCAUGAACUCCAUCCAGCCCAUGCUGCAGAACGCCUUCCACUGCAAGUCUCGCGGCGGGGCCGCAGGCUCCAAGGACGCCAGCUCCUACAACACGGUCAGCGGGCCGCUCACGUGGCGCCAGUUCCACCGCCUGGCGGGCCGUGCCUCCGGCCAGUGCGAGCCGCAGCCCAUACCCUCGGUGGUGGUGGGCUACGAGAAGGACUGGAUUUCGGUGGCCCCGCACUCGAUCCACUACUGGGACAAGUUCCUCCUGGAGCCGUACUCCUAUGCCCGGGACGUGGUCUAUGUGGUGGUGUGUCCGGACAACGAGCACGUGGCGGGCUGCACGCGCAGCUACUUCCGGGAGCUGAGCAGCACCUACGAGAUGUGCAAGCUGGGCCGGCACACCCCGAUCCGCGGCUGGGAGGGCAUACUCCAGGUGGCCGCCAGCCGCAAUGUGCCGCCAGAGCGAGAGCAGACGCCGCUGGACGAUUGGCUGCGGACCCUCGAUCAUCCGCUGGCCGAGCAGAUCCGCCGCUAUGCGGUGGCCUUCCUCCACCAGCUGGCGCCGUACCUCAGUCGCGUGCCUGGCGACAAGACGCUGCUCAAUCCGCCCGACGGCAGUGCCAGCGGAGGCAGCUCUUCGAAAGGCGGCCACCACUCCGGCGGCUCUGGAACGGAUCCACUGCACAACGAUCCCAUCAAGCAGGAGCCGGGCACAGAGACGCCGCUGUCGGCAGCCCCGACUUUGGACAGCAGCAGCAGCAGCAGCAACAACAACAACCAACAGGACAGCAAGGACGGCGUCAAGGGGAGCGCCGGUGGCGACACCAAGCCAGCCCUGAUACUGGGCGAUCCCCUGGGCGUGGGCGAGACGCUGGAGGACAUCAAUCCAGCAGCCAUCGUCCUGUACGUGGUCAACCCCUUCACCUUCGCCUCGGACAGCUGCGAGCUGGAGCGCCUCGCUCUGAUCGCGCUGCUCCGAUGCUACGCGGAGCUGCUGAAGGCCGUGCCGGACUCGGUGCGCGCCCAGAUGAACAUCCAGAUCAUAUCGCUGGAAGCGGUGAUGGAGCUGGGACCGUGCGGCAACCGCAAACGCUUCUCGGACGAGAUCAAGUGCCUGGCGCUGAACAUAUUCUCGCAGUGCCGGCGACAUCUGGUCCAUGCGCAGUCGGUGAAGAGCCUCACGGGCUUCGGCACGGCCGCCAACAUGGAGGCCUUCCUCAAGACCAAGGACGAACCGAACCGGCGGGCCUACAAGAUGUACACCGCCCCCUUUGUGCUGGCCCCCAUGUACGAGCGGACGGACAAGACGGACUUCUCGCGCUCGGCGGGGAGCAUGCACGGCCAGAACGAGCACCGCUACUCGGUGAUGUACUGCAACUAUUGCCUCAGCGAGGACCAGGCCUGGCUGCUGGCCACCGCCACCGACGAGCGCGGCGAGCUGCUCGAGAAGGUGUGCAUCAACAUCGACGUGCCGAAUCGCGCCCGUCGCCGCAAGGCACCCGCCCGCUAUGUGGCCCUCAAGAAGCUGAUGGACUUCGUCAUGGGCAUCAUCUCGCAGACGUCGCAGAUGUGGCGUCUGGUCAUCGGGCGCAUUGGCCGCAUCGGCCACAGCGAGCUCAAGUCGUGGAGCUAUCUGCUCAGCAAGCAGCAGCUGCAGAAGGCCUCCAAGCAGUUCAAGGACAUGUGCAAGCAGUGCACCCUCAUGUAUCCGCCCACCAUCCUGAGCGCCUGCCUCGUCACCCUCGAGCCGGACGCCAAGCUGCGCGUGAUGCCCGACCAGUUUACGCCCGACGAACGCUUCUCCCAGAUCUCGAUGCAGAAUCCGCUCUCCACGCCGCAGGAUGUGACCUGUACCCACAUUCUGGUCUUUCCCACGAGUGCUGUCUGUGCGCCCUUUACCCGCCAGUUCCAGAACGAGCCCCAGGUGGAUGAUGACUUUCUCACCUUCGAAGAGGAGGGAAACGAGGACUUCAGCGAUGCGGAUAUCGGGGAACUCUUCUGGGGAGACACACACAUGGAUCGCGUGUCGAAUCACGGCAGUCCGGGGCGCAUGGAGGACAAUCGUAGCUGGCAGAGCGCCGGUGGCAACAAUUUCAAGUGCACCCCGCCCCAGGAAGUGGAGGAGGUGGGAUCCCUCAAUCAGCAGCCCAUAUCGGUGGGCUAUAUGGUCUCAACGGCACCGACGGGCCGCAUGCCCGCCUGGUUUUGGUCCGCGUGUCCGCAUUUGGAGGAAGUGUGUCCGGUCUUCCUGAAAACCGCACUCCAUCUGCAUGUGCCGAACAUCCAGAUAGCCGACGAUAUUCUCAACUCUACGAAUGCCCAUCAGUCGGCGAAUGACCAUCCGCUGGACUCCAGCCUGACGGCGGACGUGCUCCGCUUCGUGCUGGAGGGAUACAACGCCCUCUCCUGGCUGGCCCUCGACUCCAACACGCACGACCGUCUCUCCUGUCUGCCCAUCAAUGUGCAGACGCUAAUGGAUCUGUACUAUCUGACGGCAGCUAUAGCCUAAGGACCUCAAUCAAAGACCGAAAGACCGAAAGACCAUUUCACAAUCUUCAAUUAAACGCAGUCGCAUGCUUCCGUUUGCUAUACUUCCACUAGCUAUACAUACUCCGUAUAAACCACAAAAGCUCCACAACAACUCCACAAAAACUCCAAAACGAAGUCCAGCUCCAAACCACAAAAAGGAAACAAAACAAUCGAAGUUAACAGAAUCAAACAGCAAGAAAGAAGCAGAAACAGCAACAGCAACAGAGCAACCAUUAGCCGUAGAUGAAAUUAGACACAGAAGAUGAAGAAAACAGAAAUAAAAGUUGAAGCAACCAGCAACAGCAGCGCACAGAUUACUUAGCAUUACUUAACCGGAGGGCCUUGUAACACACAGAAAGAUAGAGACACACAGAGAGAGAGAGAUAGAGAGAGAGAGAGAGAGCAGCAGUAGCAGCUGUAGCAGAUAGGAGAUAGAAGAUAGAUAGAGGAUAGGAGGAUAGGAGGAGUAGAGUUUACCCAUAAGUCUUGAACAGCAACAGCAUUACUAUUUAUUAAACUAUCGAGAAUUGUCAUGUGUAAAGUUUAAAGAGUGUAGACAAGUGUAGACAAGUGGAGUGUCUGUCGUUUGCAAGAUUGUUUUUUUUUUUUUUUGUUUUUUUAACACCUAUAUUAUUUUUUAUACAUAUACAUAGGCCUGGGCGUUCGAUUAGUGUUUAAUAUUUAUAAAUAUACAAGAAGGAACGUAUUUGAUGGAGUGGGAGGAUGAGCAGAGGAGCAGAUGAAUGAUCGAGGAGCAAACAACAGCCACCACACACACACACACACACAGACAGACACACACACGUAGGCAUAUAUUAUACAUACACAUAGAGCAUAUAAAAUACGCAAAAGGACGAGAGAGGAUCGGGUCGGAUCGGAUCGAAGGAGAGCAUGUUUAGGAUUAAGUAACCAGUUUGUACAUAUUUACAACAAAACCGAUUCAAAAACCAACAACCAACAACAGCAACAACAACAACAAGCAGCAACAAAGCAAAGCAAAGCAAAAAAAAAGCGAAAAAGAAACGUGUAAUUAUACAAAUACUAGGAUUAGUUUACAACAAAUUGGAUGGAGUGCAGAGGAGCAGUCGGAGGAGUCGUUUAAGUCUAAUUAAAUUAAAUUAAUAAAUUGUGUAAAUUUUUUUGUGCGAAGUGAGCAUUAGUUUAAAUUUAAAUUAUACAACAACAACAAACAAAAAAAAAAGAGGAAACAUCCAAAACAAAACCCCAUCCCAAAACCAGAAACAUAUAAACGGUAUACUGUAAAAUUGCAUAUAUAUAACACUAUAUAUAUAUACUAUAUAUAUCUGGACGCCAAGCGCAGAUCGGAGAGAGAUCGAGAGAGAGAGAGAGAGAUAGAGAGAGGAGUAGCAUGUAGAGUUAGAUGAUGAGCGUUAGGAUCAGUUAUUUUUUUAUUUUUUUUGAAUUUUUUGUGUAUUCUGUUUCGUCUGUAUUCGUCGUACUGUACUAUAUUCGUGUAAUCCCUAGGGCGAUUCUUUUACUUCCCCCUGCAUCCCCCCAACGCCCCACACACCCACUCACAUAGCCAAUUGUCAAAUAAUGGAAAUACUUAAAAGAAAAUGUGUACAAAUUAAUAUAUAAUGCCUGUAAACAAAACGAAAACGAAAACAAAAACAAAAAGGAUAGCUUUCUACAACACCAACACUCACCAACAACAACAACAACAACAACAAGAAAAAACACACCACAAAAUUGAUUUUGCACGUUGAAACGAUUUUCGCUAGGCUUAGGUUUAAAAGUAAUGAGAAAAAAAAACAAAACAUAAACAAAAAACAAUUAUUAAACAAUGAAAUUAUAUUUUUACCUGUGUAUUUUAAUUAGCAUAAAUUGUAUAAACAAGAAAGUACGAUUACAAAGACGGUUUUCUAGUAAUUAUCACACACCAACAACAACAAAAACAACACCAACAACAUCCUCUCCCCCGCCUAACUCCUAAAACCACAAACACACACACACACACAUGCAUAUCUUUUAAGUAGUUUGGUUUUUCAUUUAGUAUUCUAUUCUAUUCUACUAUUUUUUUUUUUGUGUAAUAAACAACAAACAUAUUUGCAAACAGUUUUUGAUUUGUGAUUUUUUAUUUUCCUGCGCUCUUGAAAACCAACGCCCCUCCCCCCAUAUCCAUAUCCUCCGCAAAAGCAUUAUCACACGCUGCUGUACAUAAGAAAACGCCUAAACAAUCACUGAUUGAUGUGAUUGCGCUUAAAGAGUUUUUUCCUAGCUAAGGUUUCAGUUGAGUUGCCGCCAAAAAAAACCAAAACCAAAAACAAAACACUCUCGAUUAUUUCCCCGGUUGGAAUAUUCUGGGGGCCGCCAAUAAAGAGCAAAUAAUUAAUAGCAAUAAAAGGGUGUAAAGCACAAGAAAAACAAAAAUAGAGAUUUACAUAUAUAUAUAUACAUAUAUAUUGUAUGUUCAAGAAGGAGGGAGGGAAGGCAGCAAGCAAAGAUAGAGAGAACCCCGCAACAAUUGACAACAAGCAUUCAUAGCAAAGAAAAGAAAAACUUAAAUAAAAUAUAUAUACAUAUAUAAUGAUUAAAAACCAAAAACAUGGUGGGAACAGAUUUUUUUAAUAAGCCAACUCGAUUUACGAGCUGAAAAUUUUCUAAAAUUAAAGACACUAGCCCUAAAGGAAAACAAAAAAAAAACAACAACAACAAAAACUAAACCAAAAAAACUGCAUAAGUAAAACCAAUUAAUGUCCGUGCGGUUUAGGACUAGCAGACAACAACAAAACAAACAAACAAAAAAAAAAGAAAAGAAAAGAAAAAAAGAAAAAGUUAUAUACACGAGAUGUUCAUUGUAAAGUUAGUUAAGGGCUUGAUAACUAGAAAAUAAGUCAGAUAGAGAGAGAGAGAGUGGAGGAGGAGGAUUCGAACAAAUACUAAGUGCAUUAAGCGUUGGAGGGGAAGGCAAAGAAAACCAUUUACUAGCCUAAAAGUAUUCAAUUAUUAAGUGAACUUAGUUGGAGAGCCUAAAAGAUGAAGUGGUUUUGAUGGAUGGCACGGAUGAAGUAGACAACACACCCCCGAAGAUGCAAUUGUUUCUAAAACAAAACACACACAAAAAAAGGGUGUCAUGUUACACACACGGACACACACACACACACACACACACUAUAUAUAGUAUAUAUAUAUGUACACAACACACCUAAAUUAGGAUCGGAAUGAGAACAUGAUUGUCAAAAUCUAGCUACAGAAUUGCAUAUUAUAUACAUACAUAUAUAUACAUAUACAAGUACACUUUAUAUAUAUUGGGCAAAAACAAAAUGUUGUUGUAGUGCAAUUACAAUUAAGUUUUGUUUUGCCACCAAUCCAGAGUAAAACCAACAAAAAACCAAAAA